UAAUGUGAAGGAAAUAAACGGAUAUGUGAAAACGAAAAUGAUUGUCGGCGAAGAAAGCCCUGAACACAUUGCUGAUAUCAUUUACUCCGCUUUGGAUCAUAAUGGAAACGGCUGUGUUCCAGUCUCAAAGGUCUUGGAAUAUAUCCAGAAUGAAAUACCGAACUCGGAUAUUUCUAAUAGUCUUCCUCUGUGUGACCUAGAACAUAUGCUAACAGCACAGAAACGGAAGUAUAUUGAUAGAUUAGAACUUACUUCAGUGAUGAAACUGUGGACAGAGAAGAUUGAACAGGAUGCAAAAUCAGAGUUACAAAACCUAGAAACAUUGGAUGAAAGCAGCCCAAGUUCCCUUCUCAUAGAAGAGCUUCCGCUUUGCGAAUCUGGGCCACUUAAUAUGUCAACUCAUAGUUCUGACAGUCCUGAAAGGAUCACCAAAAGGGAGUAUAAUGAUAUGGUAGAUAAACUAGCAUCUUUGUCCCAAAUAAAACGUGGUCUUGAAGAAGAGAAUUUUUCACUGCAGUCACUCCUUAAAGAACACGAAGAAAACUAUAAUGCGGUAUUGGCAGAGAAUGAGCACCUUAAGAAGACUGUUACUGUCCAUGAAAAGAAGUUGGAGGGUUUCCAGACUUUACAGCAAGAGUAUGUGGAAACUAACUGUGCGUUCCAAGUGGCAGAAUCACAUAACAGGGACCUGAAGUUAAAGCUACAACAGUCUGAGAAGAUUUGUGCAAACCUUCAGCAAAAACUGGAUGAGACUGUGGAACAGGGGAGUUAUUCAUAUGAGUACAUAUGUUAG
Schistocerca nitens (vagrant locust) is the source of this 793-nucleotide messenger RNA. RefSeq lists its product as uncharacterized. Gene Ontology annotation, biological process: homologous chromosome pairing at meiosis; spindle localization; spindle assembly. Bases 38 to 793 code for a protein of 251 amino acids. Lineage: Eukaryota; Metazoa; Arthropoda; Insecta; Orthoptera; Acrididae. The record is from RefSeq and is a predicted model, not a curated record. The transcript has 7 exons. Gene Ontology annotation, molecular function: dynein complex binding. Gene Ontology annotation, cellular component: lateral element; nuclear outer membrane; meiotic spindle pole.